AGGCUGCCCUGGGACCGGCCGGGACUAGGCUGACAGCAUCCAUGAGCUCCAACAUGGCUGCAGCUGUGCCGGCAGCUGUGGCUGCCUCCAGGAAGGAGUCUCCAGGCAGGUGGGGCCUGGGGGAGGAGCCAACAGGCGCGGGGCCCUCGCUCCAGUGCCGCGUGUGUGGCGACAGCAGCAGCGGGAAGCACUAUGGCAUCUACGCUUGCAACGGCUGCAGCGGCUUCUUCAAGAGGAGCGUGCGGCGGAGGCUCAUGUACAGGUGUCAGGUGGGGGCGGGAAUGUGCCCGGUGGACAAGGCUCACCGCAACCAGUGCCAGGCCUGCCGGCUGAAGAAGUGCCUGCAGGCGGGCAUGAACCAGGACGCCGUGCAGAAUGAGCGCCAGCCACGAAGCACCACCCAGGUCCGCCAGGACAGCAUGGAGUCGGACCCAGAGCCGCGGCUGGACCCCCUGGGGUCUCCCCCAGUGCCGGCAGGGCCCAGCUCCCGGGGCCCCACGCCUGUGUCUGCAGCCAGAGCCCUGGGGCCCCGGGCCCUCACACCUCCAGGGCACCACCACUUCAUGGCCAGCCUUAUAACGGCGGAAACCUGCGCUAAGCUGGAGCCCGAGGAUGCGGAUGAGAAUGUCGAUGUCACCAGCAAUGACCCCGAGUUCCCCUCGUCCCCACACUCCGCCUCCUCCCCCUGUGGCCUGGACAGCAUCCACGAGACAUCGGCUCGCCUGCUCUUCAUGGCUGUCAAGUGGGCCAAGAACCUGCCGGUGUUCUCCAACCUGCCCUUCCGGGACCAGGUGAUCCUGCUGGAAGAGGCGUGGAGUGAGCUCUUCCUCCUGGGGGCCAUACAGUGGUCUCUGCCCCUGAACAGCUGCCCACUGCUGGUCCCGCCCGAGGCCUCUGCUGCUGGCAGCUCCCAGGGCCGCCUGGCGCUGGCCAGUGCAGAGACUCGAAUCCUACAGGAGACCAUCUCGCGGUUCCGGGCACUGGCGGUGGACCCCACGGAGUUCGCGUGCAUGAAGGCCCUGGUCCUCUUCAAACCAGAAACGCGGGGCCUGAAGGACCCCGAGCACGUGGAGGCCUUGCAGGACCAGUCCCAGGUGAUGCUGAGCCAGCACAGCAAGGCCCACCACCCCAGCCAGCCCGUGAGGUUUGGGAAGUUGCUCCUGCUCCUGCCGUCUCUGAGGUUCGUCACGUCCGAGCGCGUUGAGCUCCUCUUUUUCCGCAAGACCAUCGGGAACACGCCGAUGGAGAAGCUCCUCUGUGAUAUGUUCAAAAACUAGUGGACGUGGAAGCGAAAUGGGUGCGACCACUUGGGAAAAGUCUCCUGAAGCUAAGCGUUUGCCUGCCCUUCGACCCAGAGAGCCCAGUCGUAGGCGCGUGCGCCUGGCAGAAACGCCCGUCAGAGGAUAGUGCACGC
Messenger RNA from Vicugna pacos (alpaca), 1414 nucleotides. It is a transcript of the gene NR2E3, whose product is annotated as nuclear receptor subfamily 2 group E member 3. Gene Ontology annotation, biological process: regulation of DNA-templated transcription. The record is from RefSeq and is a predicted model, not a curated record. Gene Ontology annotation, molecular function: zinc ion binding; DNA-binding transcription factor activity; sequence-specific DNA binding. Lineage: Eukaryota; Metazoa; Chordata; Mammalia; Artiodactyla; Camelidae.